This is a messenger RNA of Pangasianodon hypophthalmus (striped catfish), 1958 nucleotides long. Its product is annotated as GTPase IMAP family member 9-like. NCBI's taxonomy places the organism in Eukaryota, Metazoa, Chordata, Actinopteri, Siluriformes, Pangasiidae. Gene Ontology annotation, molecular function: GTP binding. The record is from RefSeq and is a predicted model, not a curated record. The transcript has a single exon. Bases 3 to 1433 code for a protein of 476 amino acids.
AAAUGGGAUUCCCUCGGACAACACCACCAGAUCCUAAAAAAGAUUCUCUUCACAGGAGAAUCAUACUGGUGGGUAAGACUGGUGUUGGGAAGAGCACUACAGGAAACGCCAUCCUGGGAGAGAAGAGAUUCAAAUCUGAGCUCAGUUCAUCCUCUAUAACAUCAGAGAGUGAAUUGCAUCAGGCAAUGGUUUCAGGGAGGAAUAUAUCUGUUAUCGACACACCAGGGUUAUUCGACACAAGACUAUGCUCUGAGAAGUUAGGUAUGGAGAUAGGAAGGAGUUUUUAUCUGUCCAGUCCAGGACCCCACGCUUUCCUUUAUGUCCAGCCUGCUACCAUCAGAUUCACUGAACAGGAGGAAAAUGUUUUUCAAAAAUUAGAGCUGAUUUUUGGAAGAGAGAUGAAAAAAUACACAAUAUUUCUCUUCACCCAUGGAGACUUGUUAGAGAAGAAGUCUGUAGAUAUGUUGAUUCAGGAGAACAGAUCUCUCAGUAAACUAGUUGAUGAGUGUGGAGGUGGAUAUCACAUCUUCAACAAUAAACAACUGAGAAACAGAGAGCAGGUCAGUAAGCUACUGGAGAGGAUAGACAGAAUGGUGGAGGAAAAUGGAGGAACCUGCUACUCCAAUCAGAUAUAUGAGGAAGCAGUGAGAGACAGGCAAGAGGAGAAGGAGAAAAGGAUGAGGGAGGAAACAGAGAAACUCAAGCAAGAGGAGGAGGACAGGAGGAUGAGAGAGGAAAGGGAGAGACUCAAGAGAGAGGAGCAUAUGAGGAGGAGGAGGAGGAGGAGGAGCAUGAGGGAGGAAAUGGACAAUCCCAGGAGAGAAGAGGAUGAAUGGAGCAGGACGAGCGAGGAAAUAAAGAGAUUAGCACAAGCGCUGAAGGAGGAGAGAAGGAUGAGGGAGGAAACAGAAAGACUCAGGAGAGAGGAGGAGAGGAAAAGAAAGGAAGAAACAGAGAGACUCAGGAGAGAGGAGGAUGUGUGGAGCAGGACGAGCGAGGAAAUAAAGAGAUUAGCGCAAGCGCUGAAGGAGGAGAGAAGGAUGAGGGAGGAGGAGAGGAAAAGGAGGGAGAAAACAGAGAGACUCAGGAGAGAGGAGGAGGAGGGAGGAAACAGAAAGACUCAGGUGAGAGGAGGAGAAAAAACAGACAGUUUCAGAAGAGAGGAGACAAAAGGGAAAGACAAGGAGGAUUUUGAAGCAUUUUGCAGAAGAAACAAGAAGUUUUUGCAUAUUGCUAGCGGUGUUGCAGGUGGAGAUGCAUCUGUAGUUGGAUGUGUAGUUGGAGCUAUAGUGGGUGUUGUUUCUGCCGGUGUUAUUGGUGCAGGUGUUGGUGCAGGCAUUGGUGCAGGCAUUGGUGGUAGUGUAGGCACUGCUCUUGGGGCUACUGGUACUUUUAUCAUGGGUUUAUUUAAAUCUAAAAAUAAAGGUAAUUAAAAAAAGGCAGAGCACAGAGAGAAAAUGUGCAACAGACAAUGAUGGUGGAGGAUUGGGUACACCUGAUUUUGAGUUCUUGUUUUUGAGCUUCUUGCUUAGUCUCUAACUGGGGAUCUUGCUAUGGUCAAGAGAGGGGCAAUUUCAAAAUCAGGACUAAACUCGACAAAUCACGAUGGCAUGUAUUUGGGUAUAUUUUCAGUGGGUGUAUUCAUAAUGUACUAAAUACAGCUAACUAUUCUGCUUCACCUAAAAAUAGCUGGUGUAGGCGAAUCAUGUUGGCUCAUGGUGUAUUUCAUGCUUAUUCAGUCUACAUUGAUUGUUUGAAAUUUAGACCAGUAAAGAGGUAAUAAUAUGAUACUACUAGUAGUUGUAUUAAAUUUUCUAUGAGGUGAGACGCAUACAACAAAUACAGGCAUGUAAUAAAUGUUUAAUGAAUGCUAGAACAGUGUGAAAUAAACAAAUAGAACUAAGAACUAUGAAUUUUUGAUACAUUUUUCUUCUCAUUCUUUUGGGCCAUGUCCCUGU